Molecule: messenger RNA, 3507 nt
Organism: Sphaerodactylus townsendi
Lineage: Eukaryota; Metazoa; Chordata; Lepidosauria; Squamata; Sphaerodactylidae
Gene: CBX4
Product: chromobox 4
Exons: 5
Coding region: 94-1710 (538 amino acids)
Biological process (GO): negative regulation of DNA-templated transcription
Source: RefSeq, a predicted model, not a curated record
GUGGCGCUGCUGCGGGAGGCUGGAGCUCAGUUGUCUGGCGAGGCGAUCGGGGCAGGAGCGCAGACCCCGGCGGCCCCCUCCCCAGCAAGGCAGAUGGAGCUGCCGGCCGUGGGCGAGCACGUCUUCGCCGUGGAGAGCAUCGAGAAAAAGCGCAUCCGGAAGGGUCGAGUCGAGUACCUGGUCAAAUGGAGAGGAUGGUCCUCCAAAUACAACACGUGGGAGCCGGAGGAGAACAUCUUGGAUCCCAGGCUGCUGAUCGCCUUCCAAAACAGGGAGAGGCAGGAGCAACUGAUGGGCUACCGCAAGCGAGGGCCAAAACCAAAGCCGUUGGUUGUCCAGUUGCCCUCCUUCGCACGCCGCUCUAAUGUCCUCACUGGCCUUCAGGACCCUGCGAUGGAGAACAGGUCCAAGCUGGACCUUGGCAGCUCGGGGAAAUGCCAGCAGCAUCAGUACGAGCUGAACAGCAAGAAGCACCAUCAGUACCAGCCCAAUGGCAAGGACAGCGCUAUAAAGCACCAGUCACACAGCAAAGGGAAGUACUACUACCAGCUGAAUAGCAAGAAGCAUCACCACUACCAGCCCGACCCCAAGAUGUACGAGCCUCAUUAUCAGGCAGGCAGCAAGGAGCCGCAGCAAGGACAGGCCUGCCUGGAUCACAGCAAAAGCUCCUUGAUGUCCCAUUCAGACAAAUGGUCCCACAGUGCAGCAAAAAGCUUGCUGAACCCAGUGAAGAAUCUAAACAGCACAGAAGGAAAGAACGGGGCUGAGAAGAACCUGUCCAGUGGCACAGGGCCGCCGCCGCUGCCACCACCUAGGGAUGGCGUGACCAGCAACGGUAUUGGGGGCAAAAUGAAGAUUGUCAAGAAUAAGAACAAGAAUGGCCGCAUUGUGAUUGUCAUGAGCAAGUACAUGGAGAACGGCAUGCAAGCUGUGAAGAUCAAAUCCGCACAGCCUCCCAAGAAGCGAAUAGCUGAGGACAGGACUACUAAGAAAGGGACUGAGGGCAGGCAAGAGUCCUGGAGGAAGCAUGGGGAAGAGAGAUGGCUGGCCUGUGAUCACAAGGGGAAAUCUGGGACCGAGGCAGGUCAGGCCCUGACUGAGGGUGGAACCAGUCCCCAGCUGGCUGCAUCGCCAGGCAAAGAACCACCCGUUCCUGAGCCGCAGCCCCUACAGCUCACCACCAAGCCAAACGGGGUCCCGUUAUCCUUGGAAUCUAGUCAGCAAGAGCACAAUCCUGCCACCAUGGGAGUGAACCUCUCCACCAGCUGUGGCGGAUCCCGUAAACGUUGCCUUUCGGAGCCUCAUGGGGACAAGGAGGCUGGAAAGAAACGCCUCACUUCCCGGAGCAUCAGUGUUCCCACCUGCUUAAGCCCUCCUGUCCCAGAGAGACCCGAACCCCCUGCCUUGCCUGCCUCCCAGCCGGAAAUCAUCCUGCUGGACUCAGACUUAGAUGAGCCCAUAGACUUGCGGUGUGUCAGGGCUCGAGGGGACAGCGAGACCGGCCUGGUGCAAGUGAAACCAGAAACUGUGCUGCCUCCAGCAGACAAGCCCGUGCCAGAGCUUCAGAAGCAGGUGGAACAGUUUGAGGUGGAGGCAGAGGAAGAAGAUGAGCCGGUGCCAGAGUUCAAGCCUUUCUUUGGGAAUAUAAUAAUUACAGAUGUGACAGCAAACUGCCUGACUGUGACCUUCAAAGAGUAUGUAACGGUGUGAGGAGGCUGUGGCACAGGCUCCUGGCACUCUCCCUUGGCAGCCUGGCACAUGACCCCUCCUCUAAGGUAUUGUUCUACCCAGAGUAACUAUAUGGUUAGGGCUAGUCCUACUGAGAUCGGACGCCUCCUGACCUGGAAGAAGAACAGGCAGGCACGGAAAUUUUGGCUGCGCUACAGGGUGGCCUUCUCGACUGGUUGGCUCCUGCAGUGCCAUCUCUGCCCUCGGGGGGGCGUGGUUCUUGGCAUUGGAAGGUGGUGAGGGUUGUGGCUUCCCAGUUAACACACGGGAGAGUUACAUAGUAUUAUAUUUUAACAGUGCUAACUUGUCAAGUGGUUCUUGCUACCUUUUGUAUGUGGUGUUGCUGAAAACGUAUUGUUUGAGCUGAAAGCGGGCCUCCCUGGGUGGGUCGUGCUAAUAUAUUUAUUUGUAGGUAUUUAUAUAAUGAAAUAUAAAAAUAAAUCCUAGAUUUAUGAAGCUUCCUAGAUCGCCAUAUUAUAUAUAUAUAUAAUUAUAUAAAAUACAUAUAUUAUAUAUAUAUAAACUAUAUCAGAUAUUUUCUGUUCUUCCUUUUUUUUUUGAAAAAAGCCACUUGUGGUUUUGUUUUCCUUGCCCUUUCUUUUCACAAAACUGCAGGUCUGUCCCUUCCUCUGGUAUAUAUUUUUUGAUACUGUCAACACAUGUUUUUUUUUUCAGUGUGCAACCCCCCCCCCCCCAUUAUCUAAAGCUAAACAAGCUAUUAUAGGAACUGCUGCUACUAGAAGUGUCUAAACUAUAAGCUUCCAAUUAUUAUUAAUUGCUUGAAUGUAAAUAUUAAAUGGAGAUGUUAAAAGUGCAUUUGAUGUUCUGCAGGUAGCCUAGGUCUGGGUUAUGAAGGCCAGCUGUAAAGUGGUGGGGCCGAUGGCCACCUGUUGGUCUUUUGAGGGUUGUAUCGCUGAGGAAGGAAAAAUGUGUCAUGCAAUCACUGCAAAGGACUAUAAACCUUUCCAAAAACAACAGGAAGUUUUGAGUGCCUUUGUUGUAACUUUGGUGUCUCUUGGAUCCCGCUGUUCUGCCCAUGGUCUAAGCAUAUGUUGUUCUGACUCUCCAGUCUUCAUUAGGAGGGUUACUUUCAAUGUGGUCAUUCUUCUCUGGUGCCGUGAGCUCGAUUGCCUCCAGAGUUCUCCCCCCAAAGGAAACACUGCAGUUUCUAAUACAUACAUGAAGUGGAACAGAAGGAGAUUGCGUAUUUUAUUUAUUUAAAUUUUUAGUCCUUUUUCCAAGGAGGUAUGGGCAGUAAAUAUUCUCCCCUUCAGUGCCAUUCUCCCACUAGCCAUGGGUAGGACACAAGGCUAAGCCAAAAUGACUGGCUGAAGGUCACCCAGUGUGUCUUGUGGCUGAAUCAGAAUUCAAACCCAGGCAUCUCUGAUUCUUGUGUAAUCCUCCAACCAACCGCUUCACAAGCUGGGUCGCUCAACUGUUUCAUGUGCAACAGAAUGGAAAAUAAAUUUUACAGAGGCUUUAGUACCCAAUCUCUGGAUUCCACAUAUGGUCUUAAAACGCUUCAUUUUAAAAAGGAGAGGCCUGACUUGCUAAGGAAUCCUACGCUGACAUAUCGUAGAGAAUGUUGCAAAGUUGGUGGUUUGUGUCUACUUGCUGAGGAAACUUCCAGGGAGUUAGGUUGCUGCCAGAACAGUAUUCCCAAGGGAAAACACUGUAGAGCUGUAGCUAUGGAUGUCAAUUGACCGUAUUGUUUGUGGCACUAUGAUUUCUUAAGAAUCUGUGAUGUUCCUAGAAAUAAAGGAUGUCCCUUAGAAACUA